AAUAUAAAUAGACCCCCUGGAGAUGAAGAUUGCAUUCAUUCUGUUGGCUUUAUCCAUGCCAUAUACGCAUACGCACGCCUUUGAAUUGAAUUUGGGCCUGUUGAAACCCCCUGGGGAGAUUCCCUUCAAAGCCUGCCUCACUGAUGGCGGCAUGCGAUCGGGCUACUGCAUAGAUCUGUCGCUUAAGGAAUUCACCGUUCCCGACACAAAUGAGACAAUUGCCAAUAUCCAGUGCCGCGUGUUCGCCAAAUAUCGCAAUUGCAAGCCACCGGCCAAGUGCUGCACCGAUGGCUGGGACUACACCUACGUGGUGAAAACAGACCAUUAAAUGGGGUGGGGAUAAUCCCAUUAAAUUCGUAUUAAAUUUACACGCUUUCAGUGUCA
Drosophila obscura is the source of this 384-nucleotide messenger RNA. RefSeq lists its product as uncharacterized. Bases 23 to 328 code for a protein of 101 amino acids. The record is from RefSeq and is a predicted model, not a curated record. The transcript is spliced from 2 exons. NCBI's taxonomy places the organism in Eukaryota, Metazoa, Arthropoda, Insecta, Diptera, Drosophilidae.